Lolium perenne is the source of this 839-nucleotide messenger RNA. Its product is annotated as SKP1-like protein 9. NCBI's taxonomy places the organism in Eukaryota, Viridiplantae, Streptophyta, Magnoliopsida, Poales, Poaceae. Gene Ontology annotation, biological process: ubiquitin-dependent protein catabolic process. The record is from RefSeq and is a predicted model, not a curated record.
CCAGAACCCUCGAGAAGCCACCCCCUUCUCUCUCCGCCUCCAGAACCCUCGAGAAGCGUGUGGGCGAUGGCGCAGGAGAAGGAGGCGCUGUUCCUGCUGACGUUCGCGGACGGGACGGAGGGCGCCGCCGACGCCCGGGACGCGGCGGCCGUGCUGCGCGGGUACGCCGUCCCGGCCCCCGCCAUCCGCUCCGGGCGCGUCUUCGACAUGGUCGUCGAGUACGUCGAGAAGCACAGGGCCCACCGCAGCGGCGAAGCCGUGGAUCGCGACAUCGACGACUGGGACCGCCGCUUCAUCGCCCGGGCAGCAGGCGACACCGACGCACUCCACGACCUCUUCCUGGCGGCGGACGAGCUGUUGGAGUACGAGCUGAUGGACCUGUGUGCCCAGACGACGGCGGACAUGAUCAGGGGCGGCACCGUGGAGGAGAUCAAGGCCCUGCUCGGCAUCCUGGGGAUCACGCCGGAGCAGGACCGCCUGGCGCAGGAAGACCACGACCGCCUCCUCCGCAUCGUCCGCUAGCUCAGCUCCACCAACCUGUCCUAUCAGUAGUUUCCUGCGGUCUAUUAAUCCUCGUUCGUCGUCAGUACAGGUUCUCACUCACUCGAUCGUUUGAGAGACGAUCUUCUAGUUGCUAGCUUGGCAUAGACUUCUUGGUUGUUUCGAGUACGCAGAUUGUCCAGAGGGUGAGAUUAUGCUGUAGAAUUUGGGUUACAUGCAUGCUGUGACACAUACAGGUCCAGGAGCCAAGCCGGCCACAAACCUGAACCCACUUGCUGCACCAGUGUAGAAUUUUGGGUUGACAUGGGUUGUUCACUCAGUAGCAUGAAAACAGAAAU